AUGGCAGACCUCCUCGCAAAGCGAACCUCCCUCCCCAUCGCAGCACAGUGCUGUCAUCCUUCAGAUGGCAGAUGCACUAUCUGCGCGACAGUCCCCAAGGAGAACCAAUUCAGCGGUGACUGUGUGCUGCAGUUCCCGGAGAUAUUGUCUUACGAAGAGGACGUCUCGGAGCGUUGUUUUAUGUUCAAGGGUGAGUUUCUGGAGUUCGCUCAUCCGUUGAGUCAUCAACGAGGCUGGGAUGGUGUGGAGAUAACCACGCCUGUUUUUCAUGCUGGUGAGUUGGACAAUGGACUUGAUACUAUGAAGACUGCUCUGACGAAUCUUCGGCAGCUGGGUCUUGAGAUCUCUGCUGAUGAUUCAUGCGGUAUGCAUGUCCACGUUGGUGUUGAAACUGGUAUGACCAUUCUUCUCGCCCAAAAGAUCACCACCCUGGUAAUCCUUCUCGAGACCACCCUUCUCCUCCGACUCGUCGCGCCUCCACGAUGGAAGAGUGCUUUCUCCCUGCCAAUCUGCGAAAACUCAUCUUUAGCAAUGGACAUGGAUCUUCACAAGCCCCUCGAAGAUCCCACCGCACUCAACCAGCAUGUUCCUUGCAUGAGUACCAUGAAACCAGGUAAGUGGAACAACUGGUAUCCCAAGCACAUCUACAAGAUGCUCUACGGUGUAUGGGGCAGCACAAUCCUCGCAGAUCUAAGUCUGCGCCUCAAAAAAGCACGUAUGAACCGCUGCGGCUUCGCCCUGUCUUUACGAAAUCACAAGGUAAGUGGUGCAGAGAAUCUCGAAGGGUCUCCUACGACUGUUGAGUUUCGAUACUCGCAGAUGACGUUUGAUCAUGAGCUUUUGAGGAACUGGACUGAGAUUCUGGCGAGGAUUGUUGUUAUUGCUCAGGGUGAUGCGGAGGAAUUUAAGAGGUGUGUUGAGGAGAUUAUUAGUAUUAAUGGGAGGGAUGAUAAGGAUGUUUGGAAGGGGUUGAUGACGGAUGUUCUUGGGUUGGGACAUCGUGUUCCGCAGUGGGAGGAGCAAUUGAAGUAUUUUGAGAGGGGUGAGUAUGUUUCCCAUCUUGAUGAUGAGCUUCUACUCAAACCUUUUUGA
Messenger RNA from Fusarium mangiferae, 1092 nucleotides. RefSeq lists its product as uncharacterized. The coding region runs from base 1 to 1092 and encodes 363 amino acids. The record is from RefSeq and is a predicted model, not a curated record. The transcript has a single exon. NCBI's taxonomy places the organism in Eukaryota, Fungi, Ascomycota, Sordariomycetes, Hypocreales, Nectriaceae.